AGCAGCACCUCCUGACCGCCAUUCCGCACCAAAAACUUUCCAUUUUCCUCUUCCCACUCUCUGGGACUUCCUUUUGAUUUUGCUGUGUGGAGGAGGAGGAGUGUGUGUGUGUGUGUGUGGUGGUGGGAUUUACAGUCUCCUUUAACGCUUGCUGGGACCUAGGAAAAGAAGAGUUACACCAUGUACUGCAAGUGAAAAAGUCUCUGUGUGUGUUUCUUGCAGAAGUUGAGGCUUUUCUCUGCUGCUUCCAGAAGUGAAAGCUGUGCCUUUAAUACACGUUGAGUGAGGUACCCAAGGAUAGGAAACUGGCCUGAAGGGAAAAUCUGGGGGAGACUGGGUAUUUGGCUACAUUUGCCCCUGAAGCGUGGAUCACACUUCUUGUAAACCUCAUCAUAUUGAGGUGGGGCUAAGAUGAGCAUAACCAGUGACGAAGUGAAUUUCUUGGUGUAUCGCUAUCUCCAGGAGUCAGGUUUCUCCCAUUCGGCCUUUACAUUUGGUAUCGAAAGCCACAUUAGUCAGUCCAACAUCAAUGGAACACUAGUGCCACCUGCUGCCCUCAUCUCUAUUCUUCAGAAAGGACUGCAGUAUGUGGAGGCUGAGAUCAGCAUCAAUGAAGAUGGUACAGUAUUUGAUGGCAGGCCCAUAGAGUCACUGUCUCUGAUCGACGCUGUGAUGCCUGACGUGGUACAGACCAGGCAACAGGCAUUCAGAGAGAAACUAGCUCAGCAACAAGCCAGUGCGGCAGCGGCAGCAACGGCGGCAGCAGCAGCAGCUGCGACAGCGACGACGGCAGCAACCACAACAGUUGUUUCCCAGCACAACACACCAAAGAAUGGAGAAGCCACUGUGAAUGGAGAGGAGAAUGGGGCACAUGCAAUAAAUAAUCAUUCAAAGCCAAUGGAAAUUGACGGGGAUGUUGAAAUACCUCCUAACAAAGCAACAGUCCUUCGGGGCCAUGAAUCAGAGGUGUUCAUCUGUGCCUGGAACCCUGUCAGUGACCUGCUAGCGUCUGGAUCUGGAGACUCAACUGCCAGAAUAUGGAAUCUCAAUGAAAAUAGCAACGGUGGUUCCACUCAGCUAGUUUUGAGGCACUGUAUAAGAGAAGGAGGACAUGAUGUCCCCAGCAAUAAAGAUGUGACUUCAUUGGACUGGAAUAGUGAUGGAACACUAUUGGCUACAGGAUCAUAUGAUGGUUUUGCAAGAAUAUGGACAGAAGAUGGUAACCUUGCAAGCACCUUAGGUCAACAUAAAGGUCCCAUAUUUGCUCUGAAAUGGAACAAAAAGGGGAAUUACAUUUUAAGUGCUGGUGUUGAUAAAACAACAAUAAUUUGGGAUGCUCACACAGGGGAAGCUAAGCAGCAGUUUCCUUUCCACUCAGCCCCUGCUCUGGAUGUAGACUGGCAGAACAACACUACUUUUGCCUCCUGCAGUACUGACAUGUGCAUUCACGUAUGCAGACUUGGCUGUGAUCGCCCAGUCAAAACCUUUCAAGGACACACAAAUGAAGUCAAUGCAAUUAAAUGGGACCCUUCUGGUAUGCUACUAGCAUCCUGCUCUGAUGAUAUGACAUUAAAGAUUUGGAGUAUGAAGCAAGAUACAUGUGUACAUGACCUUCAGGCUCACAGCAAAGAGAUUUAUACUAUCAAAUGGAGUCCUACAGGACCAGGCACCAGCAACCCAAACUCCAACAUCAUGUUAGCAAGUGCUUCAUUCGAUUCUACUGUUCGGCUGUGGGACGUUGAACGAGGAGUCUGCAUUCAUACAUUAACCAAACAUCAAGAACCUGUCUACAGUGUAGCUUUUAGUCCUGAUGGGAAAUACCUGGCCAGUGGGUCCUUUGACAAAUGUGUCCAUAUAUGGAAUACUCAGAGCGGAACUCUAGUACAUAGCUACAGAGGCACUGGAGGGAUCUUUGAAGUCUGUUGGAAUGCGAGAGGAGACAAAGUGGGAGCAAGUGCAUCAGAUGGAUCGGUUUGUGUUCUAGAUCUGCGGAAGUAAAGGUGAAGUGUUUUAGAAGAAAUUUCAAAUGGACCAGCAGUGAAUGUGUGGGGAGAAGCACUCUUCAAAACUAUUCUUAACAGCUCCAGAACUGUACAAACUUGAAAAAAGUUAGUGUGUACAAUGAAACCAACUCUCCCUGGCCACAGAAGUCUAGUAUUUUGCCCAUAACCCACAUCAAGGAGUAAAAACACAGUCACUUCAAAGGGGGAGAGUAUGGUUUUCACCUGGAAUAUUCAGCCUUGGAAGCAUGAAGCCACCAACUAGAGACUGCACUGUUUGGUUUGCAUCUGAGAACUUGCUUUGAUGGCUGAAAAAAAAAAAAAAGCUGUGCCAAAAAAUAAUAAUAAAGAAACAAACUAAGCAAAAUGCUGUGAUAAACCAAAAGGGAAAAAAAAAUCCUCCUCCAUGUGGUGGUGUAUUUUUUUCCUUCCAAUUUGGACACUACAGUUGCUCUCCCAAAGGACAUUCAAAGACCAGUUUGUACUGAUGACAUGCGCAACUUUGUAAUCACAACACUUUCUAUUUUCUAGACUACUUUUUUGUUCAGUGGUUUUUCUAUCAGCUGGAAUAUUAUGUCCUGGAGUAUCCCGGGCUUAGGUUGGAACUGAUUUUUUUUUCUUUUUCUUUUUCCUUCCCUUUUCCUUCUUGUUUCUCUCUCUCUCUCUCUCUCUCUCUCUCUCUCUCUCUCUCUCCCUCCUUCCCCCUCCUGUGUGCCCACAGUAGAUGCAGCCAGUUGGACAUGACAACAAAAACUUUCGACAGUCUGCUUCUCCUCUUUCUCCACCCUCCCUCCUGCCCUGCCUAUUUUUUUAAAAUCCUCCAUGCUUCAGAUCUUAGCAUCUCAAGGGCACUUUCAGCAAAUUGUGUAAUAAGUGCUUUAUAGAAGAAUGCAGUGCUGGGGAAGAUUUUUACAGGCGAAAGAUGACUUUUAAGAGAAAGAACCCAGUGUAUUUUUGGAAAAAAAUAUUUUUUAUGUUAAACAUAAUUUUAAAAGCCUAAAAUAGCCACCAAACGUAGACUGCUUUGUGUAAUUCAAGCAAAAGAAUGACUCAAGUGGAAGCCAAGGUACAUUAAAGAUGCAGUAUCAUUUUCCUCUCCUUUGUCUCAUAAAGUGCUGUAAGAAAAUGUCAUUUCAUACAACAACUAUCAGGUUUUAAGCAACAAUAACCUCUUCCUGCAGCCAGAAGUUUACAUGGACUAAUUUUUAUUUUUGUAGUGGUAUGAUUAUGUACAUUUAUUAAAAGAAUACAGAAGUUUGAGGUUAUAUAUACAGAAUUCAUAUAUUUGGGUCCAUAUACCCAAAUACCUGUAAUAGUUAAAGGAAAACAAUUGUGUAUGCUCUUUCCUGGAGAAAUGGUCCCAAAUUCAUAUUAAUGCUGCAUUCUGUCACUCUCAGUCAUGUUCAUAGGAAUGGAAGGGAUCUUGAGAGGUCAUCUAGUCCAGUCCUCUGCACUCAUGGGAGGACUAAGUAUUAUCUAGACCAUGCGGACUAGUACCUCAUUCCACUAGUCAUCACAUUGGGCUGAUCCUCUUCCCAUUAAGUCAAUGGGACUUUUACCAGAGAUUUAAUAGGAUCACUCCUUCCCCUUUGGAUUCCCCUCGUGUAGGCACUGCAGAAGACAGCUAUCGGAUUGCCUUCUGGGAUGCUUUGCAAAUCAUGAUGACAGAGGGCACAGGGUUGGGGGGCAGAAAAGAUGUGCCGUGGGCAGGGUUGCAGCAUACGGUGCUGUGGAGAUUCCCGGCAGUGCUGUAGACCAUGGAGCAGCUCAAGGAGGUGGCCAUAACUUAGACAGGCCCUAAGAGCUAAACCAUGCCAGGGCCCUCUCCAUCCCGUGGAGUAGCCCAGGAUCAGAACAGUGCAAAAGUGGCUUAAAGCCACCAUAGCACCUCCAUAGCGAGUUGAGUGCUGUGCCUCUCAAGAGGUGCCGCACAGAAUCUCACCCGUUUCUUUCAGUGGGGCUGCCCAACAGGAGUAAUUUGUAAGACCCUGACCCAUAAUGCUUGAAGUGGUGUGAAAAUUCCCAAGUUACUUAGUAUAUGGAAUUAAUAUUUUAUUUCAUCUGAGGUUUUUCUCUCUUUACUAUGACACACUGACAGUAUCUUGGCCUUUUCACAGGAACUAACCACGGCUCACACAUUGCAAGCCCUGUGAUGUACCAUUGGAGAUCAGAAAGUACUUAAAAGAAUUAAACUAUUAAGAUUUUUCAGUGCUGAAGUAGAAACGUUUAUGUGGAACAUUGGUUAUUAAUUGCUAUUGCUCCUUUUUACCCCCAAAGAAUGGAAGGUGGGUUCUUUUCCUUGCGGUAAUAAAGCCGUAGAGAAUUAGACUUUAGGAUGCCCAGAUGACAUUUUUGAACUGUUUUAUAAUAGCUGCCUAGGCUGACCUGUUUAAGCUCAAGAUAGGAAAAAGAGUACUUGUUAGAGAAUUACUCACUAGUGGCAUUGUGUGUGUUUAUGGUUAGCAUUUUAAGCCUGUGUCUAUGAUGCCCGGUAGCCUUGGGUUGAAUUUUCAAGGAUAACAGGAAAGCAGCAUCUGUUUUGCGGGGCUGCAGAAGACAUGCUCAGAAGUGUGCUUCUUUUGGGUCUGCAGUUUGCGUGACUCUUGAUCCGGCCAAACAUCAAGAUGUGGUGAUGUCAAGAUAGGUGAUUUUAGUUCAGUUGCUUUUGUUGCCUGGCUUUCUUGCUACACAGACAUAUCUAAAUCUGAUGGAGCCUGUUCCAGGAAUUUUAACUGGGAGAUACUUUGUGGGUGUCAAAAAAGCAUGUUUCGUUUUUGAAAUCAUCUGAAUUAGCACCAUCUUCUCUCUGCUGAGUUACAUAAAGGAAAGAAGGCAAGUAAAGCACAGUUUCAGAAUUUGGCAAGUAUCAAAUUCUCACAUGUGAAAGGCGCUGUUGUCCCAAAGAAGAAUUCUGUAUACAUACACAUUUUGUUAGCCUUCUGCAGCCUGGCCCAUUAACCUUCCUGGAGGCUUACAGGAAUUGUACCUUUACUGGCUGCAUGGAACUGGCCUUGAGAUAAAAUGGCAACCUUUGAAUACGUGCUCAAGCUCUGCAUCUUUAAUGUAGGUUACUGCAUCUUUAAUGUAGAAAACACUGGGUCCCUUGUGGGGCAUUAAAGGGCCUGACAGUUACAGGGUUAAACACGCACUAACCCCAUGCUACAUCUUAGGAAUUUCCUUUUGAUUUGUUUUUAAAAAGAAAGAAAAAACAAACCUAGGUAAUUUUAGAGCCAAGUGAAGUGCACUUUGUCAAAUGUAAGGGUCUGCUUUGGUUUUGGGGUUUACUUUUUCUUUUUCUUUUUUUUACUUUUUUUUUUUUUUUUUAAUUGUGGUUCUUUGUCAAUUGCAGAAAUGUUCUUUCAGCCACUCACUGAAAUUUUGAAUUCUGGCUUCUGCAGUUUUUAUUGUCUGUGUCAGACUUGCAGCCAGACUUGGUUCUCAUUUCAGCAUUUCCCAGAUUCCGUUGAAACAACAUCAACCCCUAUUUUGUUUCCCCUCCACCUGCACUCUCUCAGAAAUCACCUUGUGUAUUGUAGCUCAUUUGUUUCAAGGAGAGAAUCAACAGAUCAUAUUCAGUGUCUUGAAUAAAUUGCUAUAUUUUGAUAUUA
Trachemys scripta elegans is the source of this 5608-nucleotide messenger RNA. It is a transcript of the gene TBL1X, whose product is annotated as transducin beta like 1 X-linked. Gene Ontology annotation, biological process: regulation of transcription by RNA polymerase II. The coding region runs from base 412 to 1998 and encodes 528 amino acids. The record is from RefSeq and is a predicted model, not a curated record. The transcript has 16 exons. Gene Ontology annotation, molecular function: protein binding; transcription corepressor activity. Lineage: Eukaryota; Metazoa; Chordata; Testudines; Emydidae. Gene Ontology annotation, cellular component: histone deacetylase complex.